AAUGACGCGUCCUCAUCCUCGGAUCCAGGACAGCAGGCGGACCCGGGCUAGGGAGGGGAUGCUGGCUCCCAAAUUUUCGCAGAUUUAGUCUAUUCAGCAAACACGAGACCAGUGAAUACUCAUGUGAUACGUUAAGGUAGACAGAAAGGGUAUUAAUAGCAUUCCGUUUCCAGCUGCUUCACUGACUACCUCCAGGAAAUAUGGAAAUCUUUGGAAAUGCACUGCUCUUAGAGGUUUUUCCACCUCAGGAAGUCGGAAGAGAAACUAUAGCUCAUCUACUUUAAAUGGAGGAGCGACUUUAGGUUUCAGGUUACGAUUGCCCGCUUUUGUCUAACACGGUCUCACGGAUUCGCGUCUAAUUUGAGAUUUGUGUGUAUACGUUGCGCAAAAAAGUCAAUACAUUAGAACUACCUCGCAGGUACUGGUCUAGUUGUUGAAACGGGUUUUAUUAUUUAUAUUUAAUUCUACUCGUUUUAAGUUUACACACGUAUUUUACUGUUUACGUUUUUUAUCGAAAAAGUUAACUUGUACUUGUAAUUAACAUGUCGAGAAAGCACUAGAUAAACGAUUUUAAGAACUACAGACGGCCUACUUCUAAACAUGAGAUCGUCAUUAGCCCCGGGCAUCAAAUUGGCUACCUCUUUCUCCAGAGACAGCUGGUACAGAGGCUUCAUUCUUGUUCUUACUUUCCUGUUCUACACAGCCUACCACCUCUCCCGCAAGCCUAUCAGUAUUGUCAAGAGUCAACUGCACCAAAAUUGCUCGUUUGUAGUUAAACCAGCAGACCUCAAUGUCACAGACAAUGUCACCUGGUGCGACUGGGCUCCUUUCGAUCAAGACAAUUACCAGAACUUGUUCGGAAUCCUGGACAACUGCUUUCUCGUGGCCUAUGCCAUUGGCAUGUUCUUCAGCGGAAUGUUUGGCGAGCGGCUGCCCCUGCGUUACUAUCUCACAGCCGGGAUGCUCUCCAGUGGCCUGUUUACUGCCCUGUUCGGCCUGGGGUUCUACUGGAACAUACACUCCUUGUGGUACUACUGUUUUAUGCAGGCUAUGAACGGCCUUGUGCAGACGACAGGCUGGCCGGCCGUGGUGGCCUGUGUUGGGAACUGGUUUGGAAAGGGGAAGCGAGGGUUCAUCAUGGGGGUGUGGAAUUCGCACACCUCGGUCGGGAACAUCUUGGGCUCUCUGAUCGCUGGUGCCUUUGUCUCGUCCGCAUGGGGCAUGUCCUUCAUCGUACCUGGCAUUAUCAUCGGCACCACGGGGGUCAUCUGCUUCUUCUUUCUCGUGGAGAGGCCGGAAGACGUGAACUGCAGCCUACCCCAACACCAUGAGAGCUCGGAGCGUGAGCCUCUGCUGGGGAACUCGCCAAGCAGCGAGGAGAUCUUCAGUAACCACACCUCGGUGCAGGCUACAGAGGAGCACGCUGAGGCCAUCAGCUUCUGGGGAGCUCUCCGCAUACCGGGCGUGGUGGAGUUCUCUCUCUGUCUGCUCUUUGCUAAACUGGUUAGCUACACAUUCCUCUACUGGUUACCGCUGUAUAUCGCUAAUGUUGCCCAUUUUGACCCCAAAGGAGCAGGAGACAUGUCGACACUGUUUGACGUGGGAGGAAUUGUAGGCGGCAUCGUUGCCGGGGUGAUAUCGGACUACAGCGGGGGUAGAGCUACCACCUGCUGUGUCAUGCUCAUUGUUGCUGCUCCCAUGCUGUUCCUGUAUAACCGCAUUGGGCAGAACGGAGUGCCAACCACCAUCGGUAUGCUGCUGCUCUGUGGCGCUCUGGUGAACGGCCCUUACGCCCUCAUCACCACAGCGGUGUCAGCUGACCUGGGAACCCACGAGUGUCUGAGAGGGAACUCCAGAGCACUGUCCACUGUGACGGCAAUUAUCGAUGGAACUGGAUCGAUAGGUGCUGCUGUUGGGCCUCUCUUGGCUGGACUUAUUUCUCCCACUGGUUGGAAUAAUGUCUUCUACAUGCUCAUUGUUGCUGAUGUACUAGCCUGUCUGCUGCUGUCCAGGCUGGUCUUUAAGGAGGUCCAUAGAUGGUGUGGUCACGCUGCAAGGCAGAGAGGGUGAGAAUUUCAGCUACAGCUCUCUGUCCUUCAUUGGGAGAUGGGCUGUUCAAAGAGAUCUGAGGUGCUUGCCGCACAACUGAAUAUCACACCUGCAGCGAAGAAUCAACCAACAGCCUCAAAACCCUGAUAGAACAGGCACCAUGGCCGGAUCGUCGCACAAAGCUGCGUCUUAUUAUUUAUUAUUUUUAAAUGCUAUUUGGUUUGAAUAGGGUAACGGGACACUUUCAUCUCUUUACACACCAGCAAUGACGACCAAAAACAAUUGCGGCAAUAUGGUGGGAUGAAAUGGAGUGCUGAAGGAAUGGGAGGGGCAUGGUUGAGCCCCUGUCGGAUGCAGAAUGAGGGAGAGAGAAUUUGGGUUCCCCUCUCAGC
Electrophorus electricus (electric eel) is the source of this 2441-nucleotide messenger RNA. RefSeq names its product solute carrier family 37 member 2 (gene slc37a2). Gene Ontology annotation, biological process: glucose-6-phosphate transport; phosphate ion transmembrane transport. Gene Ontology annotation, molecular function: glucose 6-phosphate:phosphate antiporter activity. The record is from RefSeq and is a predicted model, not a curated record. Gene Ontology annotation, cellular component: endoplasmic reticulum membrane. NCBI's taxonomy places the organism in Eukaryota, Metazoa, Chordata, Actinopteri, Gymnotiformes, Gymnotidae.